AUGCCGCAGUCAUCAUAUCCUGCUCAGGUUUCGAUUGAUGGCUAUGGUAAUUGCCAGGCCCACGAUCGACCCUUAUCUGGACGAUGCGUAAGGUACAGGGAUUGCAUAAGUGCCAUAAGGUCAGCCCCUCAAGUAACGCCAUUACUCUGCCCAUCGCCAUGGCCUGAGCAAUUGGUAUGUUGUCCACACGGGGGCUAUGUGGUGCAGACGCCCAGACUUCGUAAGAGCGAGGAAGCCUGCUUGAACGCUUACCCAAGGGGGCAUCAUAAGCGACGUCGUCGUCGUCGCCGUCACAGUAAUAAUUCUAAUCAAGACCAAUUAGAGGUGGUUGAGCCAACUAUCCAGCGACGCAAUCAGAGCGACAAUUUCUUGGUCGGUGGUAGACUCACCCUAGCAAAUGAGUAUCCAUAUAUGUGUGCCUUGGGCUGGCCAUCCCGCACCGACAGAUGGAUUCAAGGGCCGAAAUUCGCUAGACGCAGGUACACCUUUAAUUGUGGCUGCGUCAUGAUUUCGGCACGGUUCGCUUUAACGGCCGCCCACUGUGCCAACGUCGGCGGGGAAUCCCCUUCUGUGGCAUUGAUCGGAGGCGGUGACUUGAACAGCUCCCGCGAUCAGUUAAUCGAAAUCAGACAUAUAACCAAGCACCCGGACUUUGACGACGAGAGUUUAACCAACGACCUGGCUGUGGUCAAACUGGGCAGGAGAUAUAACAAGAACAUAGCCUGUCUAUGGAAUCACGACUCCUUGCCAGAGAGUCCGUUGGCUGCCCUGGGGUAUGGGCAAACCAAGUUCGCUGGUCCUCACUCCAAUGAACUGCUGCAAGUGAUGUUGUAUCCCUUGGACAUUCAUCAAUGUCAGAGAUUUAUGGAAUCCAAUGACAAGCUGAAAAACGGACUAGGACCCGAUCUCUGUGCUGGAGAUUACUCGGGCAACAUGGACACUUGUCAGGGUGAUUCUGGGGGACCCUUGCUAUACCAUCAACAUUUGCGUCACUAUCACCACACACGAAUACCUUAUGUGGUGGGAAUCACUUCCUUUGGAGGAGCCUGCGCCACUGGACAACCCGGGGUUUAUGUGCGGAUCAAGCACUACCUUCAGUGGAUAGAGGAACAGGUGUGGUCAUAACCCAGUA
Drosophila serrata is the source of this 1132-nucleotide messenger RNA. RefSeq names its product serine protease snk. Gene Ontology annotation, biological process: proteolysis. Gene Ontology annotation, molecular function: serine-type endopeptidase activity. The record is from RefSeq and is a predicted model, not a curated record. NCBI's taxonomy places the organism in Eukaryota, Metazoa, Arthropoda, Insecta, Diptera, Drosophilidae.